This is a messenger RNA of Penicillium brevicompactum, 1644 nucleotides long. RefSeq names its product sugar porter family MFS transporter. The record is from RefSeq and is a predicted model, not a curated record. Gene Ontology annotation, cellular component: membrane. Gene Ontology annotation, biological process: transmembrane transport; carbohydrate transport. NCBI's taxonomy places the organism in Eukaryota, Fungi, Ascomycota, Eurotiomycetes, Eurotiales, Aspergillaceae. The transcript has 3 exons. The coding region runs from base 1 to 1644 and encodes 547 amino acids. Gene Ontology annotation, molecular function: carbohydrate:proton symporter activity.
AUGGUUGUUGUGGGGAACAUCUACGCCAUCACGGCUGUGUCCGUCGUUGGCGGCGCGCUGUUUGGAUUCGAUAUCUCGUCCAUGUCGGCCAUUAUUACCACGCCGGCGUAUAAGUGUUACUUUAAUCAUGGCCCCAAAGGCCCUCCCUUUAACGAUGACGACCAAUGUAGUGGUCUCAGCUCCCUGGCUCAGGGUGGUGUCACUGCUGCGAUGCCCGGUGGUUCAUGGCUAGGUGCCCUGAUCUCUGGUUUCAUCUCUGAUCGUCUUGGUCGCAAGUAUGCUAUCAUGGUUGGUUGUAUUAUUUGGAUCAUCGGUUCCAUCAUUAUCUGUGCUUCUCAAAAUAUGGGCAUGCUCAUUGCCGGACGUAUCAUCAACGGUCUCAGUGUCGGUAUCGAGUCUGCUCAGGUCCCUGUCUAUAUUUCGGAAAUUGCGCCGCCCUCUAAGCGUGGUCGUCUCGUUGGCUCCCAGCAGUGGGCUAUCACUUGGGGUAUUCUUAUCAUGUACUACAUCUCCUUCGGCUGCUCCUACAUUGGUCAUGGCAACUCUUCUACCUCCCACAACUACAGCGAGUCUGUCUUCCGCAUUCCCUGGGGUGUGCAGAUGGUCCCCGCCGUUCUUCUGUUCUUUGGAAUGAUGAUCCUGCCCGAGUCUCCUCGUUGGUUGGCCCGCCAUGACCGUUGGGAAGAGGCCCAGUCAGUUCUGGCCCUCGUUCACGGCAAGGGUGACGCCAACAGCCCCUUCGUCAUCGCCGAGAUGCAAGAAAUUCGCGACAUGUGCGAAUUCGAACGUGCCAACAAGGAUGUCUCAUACAUGGAGUUGUUCCACCCCAAAAUGAUUCACCGUACCAUGACCGGUAUCUGGACUCAGAUCUGGUCUCAGCUGACCGGUAUGAACGUCAUGAUGUACUACAUCACCUACGUUUUCAACAUGGCUGGCUACGAGGGUGACGCCACCCUCAUCGCCUCAUCCAUCCAGUACAUCAUCAACGUUAUCAUGACUGUCCCCGCUCUGAUCUGGGUUGAUCGCUGGGGUCGUCGCCCGACCCUGUUGAUCGGUGCUACCCUGAUGAUGAUCUGGAUGUUCGCCAACGCCGGUAUCAUGGCCAACUACGGAGAGGUUGUCCCCGGCGGUAUUGGGGGCGUAGCCGAACAGUCUAUGCGCCUGAGCGGUGCACCUGCCAAGGGUCUCAUUGCCUGCACCUACCUGUUCGUUGCCUCAUACGCCCCUACCUGGGGACCCGUUUCAUGGGUCUACCCUCCUGAGCUGUACCCCCUCCGCGUGCGUGGUAAGGCGGUUGCCCUGGCUACCUCUUCUAACUGGGCUUUCAACACUGCUCUCGGUCUGUUCGUCCCUACUGCCUUUGCUACCAUCCGCUGGCAGACCUAUAUUAUCUUUGGUGUUUUCUUGGCUACCAUGCUCGUCCACGUCUUCUUCCUCUUCCCUGAGACUGCGGGCAAGACCCUUGAGGAGACCGAGCAGAUCUUUGAAGAUCCCAACGGUAUCCCUUACAUCGGUACCCCUGCGUGGAAGACUUCCCACGAUACCAAGCGCACCGUGGCUGCUGAGUCUGGCGAUGUCGAGGUGCUUGGUGAGAAGUUGGCUGUUGCUGAGAAGCGCACUGCUGCUCACGCUGAGGAGGUUUAA